UUUGUAGAGAAGGAAGUUCCAAGUAUUUUGGAAAAUUGUCUGAGUGAGAAUCUUACCUUUGUCGGGUUCAGACCGGUCCCUUAUAUAGGGAGCCUGGGACGGUUACUUGUCCAAUAACCGUUCCAGGAUUUGUGGAAACCAACAACUCCGGAGUUAACUACCUCAACGGAUAUAAAAUUGUAACCGCUAAUGGAAGUUAACUUAUUCGAAGGGUUUGUUGAAAGUCUAAGUGUUGAGCUUCCGUCUGUCUAGCAUAGGACGGUUUGGUUCGUCCAAAGAUAUCUAUCGAUUGUUCAUGGACGAACCUAAUGGACGAUCAUGCCUCAUGGAGGACAGUUUAUGGAGUGGUGCUAUUAUUCAUGGACGCUUCUUCCUCUUCUGGAUAAACUCUGGGAUCAAUCCUGCGUUGUAGGCUCUGGACGAGCCCGUUGGACGAGCUGGAGAUGGGAAUUAUUUUCCGCUUCUCUAUCAGUUGCCCCUUUGUCCAAAGGGUCGUCCAGGACAUUGUCGUGAUUUCAACAAAGUUUCGCUUUUUCGUACGCCACGUGUCACGAAACCGUUGGUUGGCCAGUCGCGUCGAUCCCGUUUCCCAAAGAGAUCGCCACGUGUCAAUCUCUGAGUGGUGAGUGUCGCUUCGUUGACCCUGUUGCUGGGGCCUAUAAAUAGCGCAUUCUCUUUCAUGCCCCUCACUUUUUUCCUCAUUCUCUUCUGCCAACUCGUCCAAGAUUCUCGUCUAGCUCUCGUCCUAGUUUCAUCAGGUAUUUCCUCUUCCUUUUUUCUUUUUAGGCUCUCGUUUUAAGUCCUCUACAUUUCAACCAUGCCUUCAUCUUCUAGUCUAGAGAGAGAGAUAGACGACUACCAGGACGGUUCUUCUGAGAGUGACGGUAGUGUAGAUAGUUCGUCCUGUAGUGACUCCUCAGACGAGCAUUACUCGUCUGGGGUUCCUGGCAUUCCCUUAGAGGAAUUUCAGGAACAACGACGUAGGGCGGCUUCUGGAUCUGGGGCUAGCUCGUCCAGACAGCCAUCAAGUCCUCCUCAAGACGAGGAAGAGGACGAAGAUGUAAUCUAUAGUUGUGCCCCAGAGGUAGCGUCCACCUUAGACGAUGCUAAGUUAAAAACUCUUGUAGAUAGAUACCAAAUCCCUAAAGAGCUUAACCCUCGUCUACCCCAGCCUGGAGAAUGGUGUUGUUCCCCUUCCUCAGGCUUAGGGGUAUACGCUUCUUACCUAUUAGCUGGCCUUAGGUUUCCCUUAAACUCUUUCUGCAGAGACCUCUUCCAAAGGUUGGGUAUUGGGCCAAACCAGCUCAAUCCCAAUGGUUGGAGGACGAUAGUUGCCAUGCAAGUAUUAUGGCGUGAGGCAUUGGAAGGGAACCGUCCAAUUACAGUGGACGAGUUCCUUUACUGUUAUAAGCCCUCAGAGAUCAAAAAAUCUGCUGGGUUCUACCAGUUCUCGUCCAGAGGUUCGUAUUACAGUUUAAUAACGGGCCGUAGUUCGUCUGACCGUCUUUGGAAAAAAGAAUUUUUUAUUAUUUCUGGAAAUUGGGCUGGGGACCCAGCUGAUGUGGGUAUUCCCUCCUUCCCUCCUUUUACCAGCCCUCUAGGUCGUCUUCGCCCUGAGGCUGUCGUUCGUCCACGUUUGGAUAAGUUUUUCUUGGAUCAGAUAGAAGUGGUUCGCACUUUUCCAGGAAGGACUUUCCACGACUUGGUUACUUUUACUCGUCUAGCAACUUGGGGACUUGGUCCAAUCCCAACUGCUGAGAAUUUAAGUCACGAAGAGCUCACUCGUCGAAGGAUAAGCACGAUGAGGGAAAACAAAGAGAAAACAGUGGCUAGCGGGGACGAAGAUGCUGCUGCUCCUACUGUCAAAGUGGCUUCCGUCCAGGCUGGGAAGAGGAAGUCAAAACCAAUUUCAAGUACUGUGGACCUGGACGACCUUCCCAGUCGUCGUGGCCACAAGAAGCAAAAACAAAGGCCUUCCCUUCCAAAGGUUCCCAAGUUCGUGCCACCAACAGUGAACUUGGACGAGCCUGUGGUGGACGUGGAGCCCGUCCAAACGAUUCAUCCUGCUCCGUCUGAUCCUCCCCCAGCUCCCAAAACUUCUCAUAAGUCUGGCUCGUCUGAAUCCUCUGAUCGUCCCUCUAAUUUGGUUCUGGACGAGGGUUAUGCAUGGAGGACGUUCAAAGGGAUCGUCACUGAUCAUGAGGUUAACGAAUGCUACAACAUGUCAGUGAAGGAGUUUGAGCGUUCUGGCAUCCAUGACCUUUUCAAGGCUAUGUCAAAGUUUUAUACAGCGACCUGCCAGGCCAAGGAGCUUGCUACAGAGGCCAAGACAGCCAAGGAUAAGGCUAAGGAGCUGGGCCAUGAGGUUUUGCUUAAGAAGGGGGAGGUCAUCAGGUUGACAGAGGAUUUUAAUCGUCUGCUGGGAAGCGAGACGAAGUUGAAGAACGAAGUAGAGGAGCUCAAAGCUGACAACUUAGAGAAGGAUACCCGCAUCGUCCAUCUCGAGGGACAAGUUUCAGAGCUUACCUCGUCCUUGGAGAAGGCACGUGAGGAAGCAAUAGCUGCUUUUAAGAAAUCUGACGAGUACAAGAAUCGUCUAGACAGUCAUUAUGCAGCUGGGUAUGAAGACUUCCGUGCUGAUGCCAAGGAGGCGUAUCCUGAUUUGGACUUCAACUCGUUCAAGCUCCCUCUUGCUACAGAGAGUUCCGCGUUGCAGACGAGUUCCGAGGACGUCAACAUCAUGGACGAUGCUAACACUGAAGUCAUUCAGGACGAUCCCAAGACGAGCUUGCCCAAGUGAAAUCUAUUUCCUUAGAAAGUUUACUUUUAUUUGCCUUUUCAUAGAAGUGCCUGUUGUUUUGGGCUUUUUACUUCUUCCUUUUUUUUUUAAAGUUUAUGCAAGUACAAUCAUCUCGUCCAGGAUUAUGGACGAGUUUUAUAUACAUUUUCAUAUUCAAAACUAAAGGGGU
This is a messenger RNA of Quercus lobata, 2969 nucleotides long. RefSeq lists its product as uncharacterized. The transcript has 4 exons. The coding region runs from base 818 to 2800 and encodes 660 amino acids. Lineage: Eukaryota; Viridiplantae; Streptophyta; Magnoliopsida; Fagales; Fagaceae. The record is from RefSeq and is a predicted model, not a curated record.